UAUCAUUUCCCUCUAUCAUCACCACGACUACCGUUGUCAUCCACCCUUUCUAAACAUAUCUCCCCCGCCAUCAAUGUUCACCUGCUUGACAGGAGAUGGCUCCUUUCUUCGCAAAGCGAUUGAAGUGUUUUUACUGUGGGUGUCGCUCACCCCAGGCUGACAGAGAGCCCAUUCGCAAAUGGCGUUGCCAACAUUGCGAGGCCAUCAAUCAUUUGGAUGAAAACGGGGAAAUCACCGAUCCCCCUGCUACUGAAACGAAUCCCGCUGUACACAGCCCUCACGCAUCAACUCCGCCCUUCGAGUCCAAUGACUUCACAGGCUCCAGUUUAUUCUGCGACAAAUGCCUCCGCAACCAACACCUCUUCACUAACAACUUGGCAUCCUACUUCCCGCCUUCCGAUGACCCGAGUUUCGGCGCAUACGAACGCGAGUAUCCUAAAUUUCGCAAAAACCUAGAGGAGCGGUAUCCCCAGGUUUGCGCCACUUGCGAGCCUCGAGUGAAACAGCGCAUUCGUCAAACCGGAUACGAGGCCAAAGCGGAUCAUUUGAGACGGAUGAUGGAGCGAAGUAAGGCUGGGAGGAUGGCAAGAAAGGCACGUCGGUGGAACUGGAGAAGCCUUCUUGUCUGGGCCGGCGCCAUGGGUUACUGGGCUAGUGUUGCCGGUCAACUUAGCUGGAAUAUCUGGAGUGCGUUAGCCGUGGAGGAAAUCGAACCACUGCAAGACCCCGAUGCAUUAUCUAACUCUCCUCAUUUGGUCGAGUGCGCACGCGAGAUAGUGCAGACCCGUCGGAUACCGAGCAGUUGCGCGAUGGAUCUAGCACCUUAUGCCGGGCUAGCUCUCAUUGUCGGCAUUCUGUCUUUGUGGUGGAACCCCAAGCUACGCUUGAAAGUAGAAGGAAGGGGCGGACGCUUUGUUGGCCUGAGCGAGUACUAUCAGGUACAGCUCAUUGUCAUGGUGGUGCGAUGCGUCUUCUGGGCGGUUCUCCGAGAACCCUCUUCGAGCGGACUGGAGGCUAAUAUUCCCCCGACUUUACACUUGUUCAUGCUCUUCUUCACGACAUUGUCUGUUGCCAUCUCUAGGCGCAUUGUGCGCUAUGACACCCGUCCGCUGGUCGUCUGGAAUGAUGACACCCCCGCAGCCACUCCGAGUCGGAAUACUGAAGCGACUCCAGUACCUAAUUUUGGUAACACUGGAAACAGUCGCCGGCUGUUUACAAGUCCUACUGGAGAUCUCCGGCAGCGACCUUCUCGUUUCCCUUUGGACAAGCUUGCUUCUCCACGGACAGCUCCUGAGGAACCAAGCAUCCCAACCCCGCCUCCGGAGGCUGACGAUAUGGACUGGACUCCUUCCCUUGUCCAGCGCGAACUUGAACCCACAAUUAGUGUCCGUCGGCGAGACAAGACCUCUGGGCUCAAUGGCGAGCUGCCGUCUUUUGGCCUCCUGCCCGCUGCGCCUAAGCCACCCGCCUGGAAUUUGCGUAGCAAACCCCAAUACCCAAAUCCCAUUAACCCCAUUAACCCCACUCAACAAGUGGAACGAAAUCCGUUCCAGCGCACACCUGCACAACCGCAACAAUGGCAACGGAAUACCAGUGAUGCCGGCGCGGCGUUUGUACCGCCAAAGUUCUUUCCUACGAGCGAUCAUACCGCGACAACUGGACUCGAGAGUUUGUUCGAUCGGACCUUCACCAUCAAGUCUCCUGAAGAUGGAGAAGACAACUACUGGCAAGCACACCAAAACUCGAAUGAUUACACCCACCACCCUGUGAAUCUCUGGAGUUAUUUUGUCUACCAGUACCUUCGGUUAGGACUUCUUAUUGUUUCUCUUGCUGCUUGGACUUUUUCGGAAUAUGGUCUACUCUCGCUUCCGGGCAAUUAUGUUGAGAUCGCAUCGUUAGGCAGUGCCAGUCUUAUCGCCGGGUUCGCCCUUCUAGAGGCUAUGAAACGUCCUAUCGUGCAGUGGAAUGGCAUGGAGAUCCUCACCUGCUUUUCCGAGCUGGUUGCUGCUGUUAAUCUUGGGGGAUACCUUCCCCGGAUUGGGGUUGCCUACCAGCGGCAAUCUUUUGACACAUACGGGAAGUUGUUAUUGGUUUUCAUGACCGCCCAAGAGGCACUGAAUUUGCUGUCACUGUAUCGCCUCGCUGCAGUCCAUGGGUCUGGUACCCAGCAGCAGCAGCAGCAGCAGCAACAACAACAACAACAACAACAACAACAACAACAACAACAACAACAACAACAACGCCGCAUCGCGUCUCCGGAUGGCCGUGCAACUGGACAUCAGUCCCCAUCGGCAUUUAAUCACCAGAGCCAGGUCCAGUCGUUCGACAGUCAGCCAUCCAUGCCACCCCUGUCCUUUUCAUCUACUCUUCCUACCUCGAGCUUCACGACGCAGUCACCCGCCACGCCCACCCAAUUCGCACCUUCGCCAUACGACGGAGGAUUCUCCAAAAAUCACAGUUUCACUCUGAACAGUCUGAAAGACAACGAGUCCGACGUGUCGGACGCGUUUGACCGUGACUCGGACACUGAAACCACUGUAACAACAGCCACAUCUGCCACCAACAACACAAUUCGAAACAUUCGCUAUGGACGGAACAACGAUUAUAACAGUGACUCGAUGUUCUCGCCCCGACGAUCAGAGCUGGGCCCAGGGAUCGGGGGUCUGAGUUUGGAGGACGAGCCCGGUCGCCGCAUCACCCGCAGUCAAUCGAAGCUCAAGGAUCGUUUCGCAGCGGCGCGAGGAAUACGGUGAUAUCAAUCCUCGAUCUUUGGGCGUUGGUCAGCCUCAUUGGACCAGCUGUCUCAUUUCAAGCGUUUGCACUUUUGGAGUUGGUUAGCUACCUCUUUCCCUUGCUAAAUCUACCUUAUACCAGUCUUUGUGAGCCCACGCGAACUAUUACGGCCGGUGAGAAAGCUUGCCUGUUCUGAGUACAAUCCGUUUGUUUCACUGUACUUGGGGCUGUUUGAAGAUGUGUUUUGUACAUAGCAAGUAGAAUGAACGAUUUAUGAAUGAUGGCACGACCGAUUUCUCACUUUGUCAGAGUGGGUUAUAAUCAGACAAUUCCUCCGUGUUGUCCU
Molecule: messenger RNA, 3079 nt
Organism: Aspergillus fijiensis CBS 313.89
Lineage: Eukaryota; Fungi; Ascomycota; Eurotiomycetes; Eurotiales; Aspergillaceae
Exons: 3
Coding region: 96-2753 (885 amino acids)
Biological process (GO): nuclear inner membrane organization
Cellular component (GO): chromosome, centromeric core domain; mitotic spindle pole body; microtubule organizing center attachment site
Source: RefSeq, a predicted model, not a curated record